AUGUCAAAGGCAUAUGACAAGUUAUCUUGGAGUUUUCUUAUGGCUGUUCUAAGAAAAAUGAACUUUGCUGAGCCUUUUGUGGACAUGAUCUAUAGAUUGCUUGCUAAUAAUUGGUACUCUAUCUUUAUCAAUGGUACCAGGUUUGGAUUCUUCAAGUCCACUAGAGGUUUAAAGCAAGGUGAUCCACUAUCUCCUUCCUUAUUCAUCAUAGCUGCUGAGGCUCUUGUAAGAGCCCUAAACGCACUAUAUGAUAAUGAUCAGUUCACUGGUUUUUAUAUGAAUCCUAGAGGUCCAAGGAUCAAUCAUCUCAGCUAUGCAGAUGACAUAGUCCUAUUUUCCUCUGGAGGCAGAAAAUCCAUUAAGCUUAUUAUGAGGGUCCUUAAAGACUAUCAACAAGCAUCUGGAUAG
Lycium barbarum (goji berry) is the source of this 408-nucleotide messenger RNA. RefSeq lists its product as uncharacterized. The transcript has a single exon. Lineage: Eukaryota; Viridiplantae; Streptophyta; Magnoliopsida; Solanales; Solanaceae. The record is from RefSeq and is a predicted model, not a curated record. Bases 1 to 408 code for a protein of 135 amino acids.